Sphaerodactylus townsendi is the source of this 13731-nucleotide messenger RNA. RefSeq names its product cadherin EGF LAG seven-pass G-type receptor 3 (gene CELSR3). Gene Ontology annotation, cellular component: plasma membrane. The transcript is spliced from 36 exons. Gene Ontology annotation, biological process: homophilic cell-cell adhesion; cell surface receptor signaling pathway; G protein-coupled receptor signaling pathway. Bases 539 to 10210 code for a protein of 3223 amino acids. Gene Ontology annotation, molecular function: G protein-coupled receptor activity; calcium ion binding. The record is from RefSeq and is a predicted model, not a curated record. Lineage: Eukaryota; Metazoa; Chordata; Lepidosauria; Squamata; Sphaerodactylidae.
AGCCUUCCCCGCAGCCUGCGCCCAGGGCGGUAGCUGGUGUUGCACUGGUCCCCUAUUGCACCCCCUGGCGGGCCAGUCGCCUGGAGCUGCUGCCGGUGCUUCCCGUGCUGGGUCCGUGGCCCCACCGCGGAGCAAGAAGAGGACUCACUGCCCAGCAGGCGCCGGCGGGGAAGGGGCCAGCGGCUCCCGCGGCGCGUGGAUUAUAAACGCUCCCGCUUUGCUCCGUGAUCUCCAGGCUGACUGGGCAUGCCUCGCUAGACUGACGGCGGAGGGCGAGCCGGGCACCUUCAAGUCCAGCACCGGGGAAGCAGCGGACAAUGGGGCGUGUAAAGAGGAGAGCCGGGCGACCACGUCCCCAAGCCGCCUGCGUGCAUCUCCUCUCAGCGCGACUGCCGCCUGCUCCCGGGGCGGGCGACUCUGCGUGAAGCCGCCUCCCAACUUCACCCGUCCCUGUUUGCUGGCGAUCUGCUGCGAGCGGCCGGACUUCAGACCCCUGGCGAGACCCGCCAGCCCAGGGAAGCCUCGUCGGUUCCCGGGGAUGCAGCCGGCUUCCUCUGCCCGCUCGUCCCUGUGCGGGUGGCUGACCGUGCUGGCAUGCCUUCGGCUCUGCGUGGAGCAACCGGUGCCUUCCGGAGCUUCUCGCCGCCCGGGCGGUGAGUGUUGCGUGGCAAGGCGAGAGCGAUGCUGCCUCCGGGACUCGGGUGGGAAAGAGAGGGAAGAGGCAGUUUCAGCACCACCGGCGCCUCGGACAGCUACCAGCGCCGAGCUGGGAAUCCACCCAGCUGCAGAGGGGAGAAAGCUCUCUCUCUGCCUUCUAUGGACUCCCUUCAACUCCACCAAAGGCUGUUUACAAACUCUUUGUGUUGGCGUAGAUUUCACAAGCACACCAACUCCGGGAUUCUUUUCUUACCGGCCAUUAAAACCUACUCGUCCAACUAUGCAGAAUGAGUUACUUCUCCCUUCCCCAUGGCUCAAGACAAGGAGGAGAAGAGAGGGGCCCUUGAGACCCUUGCUGAGGUCUCGGAGAGCAGCCAAUCGUCACCCCCUCUUCCCUCAAUACAACUACCAGGUUCAGGUGGCUGAAAACCAACCUCCGGGGACCCCUGUAAUAACAAUGGCAGCUCAAGACCCCGAUUCAGGUGAGGCUGGGCGGCUAUUGUACUCCAUGGAUGCCCUGAUGAACAGCAGGUCUCUGGAGCUGUUUAGCAUAGACUCCCACAACGGCCUCAUCACCACCACUGAGGUUUUGGACAGGGAGAAUAUGGACUUACACUACUUUCGGGUGACUGCUGUGGAUCAUGGGGUUCCCCGUCUUUCAGCCACCACCAUGGUUGCUAUCACAGUGGCAGACAGAAAUGACCAUAAUCCAGUAUUUGAGCAGGGUGAGUACAGGGAGACUAUCAGAGAAAACGUAGAAGAGGGCUACCCUAUCCUACAGCUGAGGGCCACAGAUGUGGACUCCCCACCCAAUGCCAACAUAAGAUACCGUUUUGUAAAUGCUCAAGCAGCCCAUUCUGUCUUUGAAAUAGAUUCACGGUCAGGGUUGAUCACCACAAGUGGGCAAGUGGACAGGGAGAAAAUGGAGAAAUAUUCUUUGGUGGUAGAGGCAAACGAUCAAGGUAAAGAACCUGGCCCCAGAUCCGCCACAGUUAGAGUCUAUAUCACAGUCCUUGACGAGAAUGACAAUGUCCCGCAGUUCAGUGAGAAACGCUAUAUAGUCCAGGUAAGGGAGGAUAUCAGGCCCCAUUCAGAAAUUCUGAGAGUUACAGCCACUGACUUGGACAAGGAUAAUAAUGCUCUAGUUCAUUAUAACAUCAUCAGUGGGAACAGCAGGGGCCAGUUUUCUAUAGACAGUGUAACAGGGGAAAUACAGGUGGUAGCUCCUUUGGAUUUUGAAGUUGAGCGAGAAUAUGCUCUGAGAAUACGUGCCCAGGAUGCAGGGCGGCCUCCUCUGUCUAACAACACAGGUAUGGUUAGCAUUCAGGUGGUGGACAUUAAUGACCAUGCCCCCAUUUUUGUCAGCACUCCCUUUCAAAUAUCUGUCCUGGAAAAUGCCCCUUUUGGUCAUUCAGUCAUUCACAUCCAGGCUGUGGAUGCAGAUUAUGGAGAAAACUCUCGACUGGAGUACAAGCUUACUGGAGUCUCCUCUGAUACCCCCUUUGUGGUGAACAGCGCCACUGGCUGGAUUACUGUGAGUGGCUCCUUGGACCGAGAAACUGUGGAGCACUAUUUCUUUGGGGUAGAGGCCCAGGACCAUGGCUCCCCAACUUUAUCAGCUUCUGCUAGUGUCACCAUUACUGUCAUGGAUGUAAAUGACAAUCGUCCUGAAUUCACUCACAAAGAAUAUUUCAUCCGUCUUAAUGAAGAUGCUGCCGUGGGGACCAGCGUUCUCAGCGUCACUGCAAUUGAUCGGGAUGUGAACAGUGCCAUCAGCUACCAGAUCACAGGUGGGAACACACGGAACCGCUUUGCCAUCAGUACGCAGGGAGGAGUGGGCCUUAUCACUCUCUCUUUGCCCCUGGAUUACAAGCAAGAGAGGCGCUAUGUGCUCACAGUGACGGCUUCUGAUAGGACUCUGCAUGACAACUGCCAUGUGCACAUCAAUAUCACGGAUGCCAACACUCACAGGCCAGUGUUCCAAAGUGCCCAUUACUCUGUGAGUGUCAAUGAGGAUCGUCCUGUAGGCAGCACAGUGGUCGUCAUCAGUGCCACCGAUGAUGAUGUGGGGGAAAAUGCCAGGAUUACCUACUACUUGGAGGACAAUAUCCCCCAGUUUCGCAUUGAUGCUGACUCUGGUGCCAUCACCUUGCAGGCAGAGCUGGAUUAUGAGGACCAGGUCACCUAUACCCUGGCCAUUACUGCCAAAGAUAACGGGAUUCCUCAGAAAGCAGAUACAACCUAUGUGGAAAUCAUGGUAAAUGAUGUUAAUGACAAUGCCCCCCAAUUUGUUAGUGCUCAUUAUCAAGGCAUCAUCUCUGAGGACAGCCCACCCUUCACCAGUGUCCUUCAGAUCUCUGCCACUGACCGGGAUGCCCACGCUAACGGACGGGUGCAGUACACCUUUCAGAGUGGGGAGGACGGGGAUGGGGACUUCACAAUAGAGCCAACCUCCGGGAUUAUCCGCACUGUCCGCAGGCUGGACCGUGAGACGAUCCCAGUCUAUGAACUCACUGCUUAUGCCGUGGACAGGGGAGUCCCACCUCAAAGAACCCCUGUCCAUAUCCAAGUCACUGUCCAAGAUGUGAAUGACAAUGCCCCUGUCUUUCCAGCUGACGAAUUUGAGGUCUUAGUGAAGGAAAACAGCAUUGUGGGCUCUGUCGUGGCCCAGAUUGUGGCCAUCGAUCCCGACGAGGGACCCAAUGCCCAGAUCAUGUAUCAGAUUGUGGAAGGCAACAUCCCUGAAAUUUUUCAGAUGGACAUAUUUUCGGGUGAGCUCACUGCCCUGAUUGACCUGGACUAUGAGAGUAAGUCAGAGUAUGUAAUUGUAGUUCAGGCUACCUCUGCCCCCCUUGUCAGCAGAGCUACAGUGCGCAUCAGACUCAUUGACCAGAAUGAUAACAGCCCCAUCCUUAAAAACUUCCAGAUCCUCUUUAACAACUAUGUCUCCAACAAGUCCAACACCUUCCCUUCGGGGGUGAUAGGAAAGAUCCCCGCUUAUGACCCGGAUGUGUCUGACAGACUCUUUUACACCUUUGAAAGGGGAAAUGAGCUGCACUUGUUGAUUGUCAACCAGACUAGCGGGGAGCUCCGACUGAGUCGUAAGCUGGACAACAACCGCCCCUUGGUGGCCUCCAUGCUGGUGACUGUGACAGAUGGGAUCCACAGUGUCACAGCCCAGUGCGUCCUGCGGGUCAUUGUCAUCACAGAGGAUAUGUUAGCCAACAGCAUCACUGUGCGUUUAGAGAACAUGUGGCAAGAGCGUUUCCUCUCUCCGCUUCUAGCCAGUUUUUUGGAGGGUGUGGCCACAGUACUAGCCACGCCCAAGGAGGAUGUCUUCAUCUUUAACAUCCAGAAUGACACAGAUGUUGGAGGCCAAGUGUUGAAUGUCAGUUUCUCAGCAAUGGCACCUCGUGGUGGCCACUUUUUCAGCUCUGAAGAACUUCAAGAGCAACUGUACAUGAAGCGCAUGACCCUGACCUCAGUCUCCAUGCUGGAGGUGCUGCCCUUUGAUGAUAACGUGUGCCUUCGUGAACCUUGCCAGAACUACAUGAAAUGCAUCUCGGUGCUCAAGUUUGACAGCUCAGCUCCCUUCAUCGCCUCCCCCUCCACCCUCUUCCGACCCAUCCACCCCAUCACAGGCCUGAGGUGCCGCUGCCCCCAGGGCUUCACUGGGGAUUAUUGUGAAAUGGAGAUCAACCUCUGCUAUUCCAACCCUUGCCACAAUGGAGGAGUCUGCACACGCAAGGAAGGUGGAUACACCUGCAUCUGCCGCCAGCAUUUCACAGGUGACAAUUGUGAAGUGGACAGCCGGACAAGCCGCUGUGUCCCUGGUGUAUGCAGGAAUGGAGGCACCUGUACUAACUCUGCAGAUGGUGGCUUCCUAUGCCAGUGCCCACCUGGGGGCUUUGAAAAGCCUUACUGUGAAGUAUCCACACGCUCCUUUCCCCCAAAAUCUUUUAUCAUGUUUCGAGGCCUGCGUCAGAGAUUCCACCUUACCCUCUCCCUCUCAUUCGCCACCUUAGAGCACAGUGGUCUUCUGAUUUACAAUGGACGUCUGAAUGAGAAGCAUGACUUCCUGGCCAUAGAGAUUGUGGACGGGCAAGUGCAGUUGAAGUACUCCACAGGUGAGUCAAGCACUGUGGUUACCCCAUAUGUGCCAGGAGGUGUAAGUGAUGGGCAGUGGCAUACAGUACAGCUUCACUAUUACAACAAGCCCAAGAUCAGCUCCCUGGGUUCAGUGCAAGGACCUUCCAAAGACAAGGUGGCCAUCCUAAUGGUGGACAAGUGUGAUGCAUCUGUGGCCCUGCAGUUUGGCAACGAGAUUGGGAACUACUCCUGUGCAGCUGAAGGGGUGCAGUCCAGUUCCAAAAAAUCACUGGACCUCACUGGGCCCUUGCUCCUUGGAGGGGUCCCCAACCUGCCUGAGAAUUUUCCUGUUGAGCACAGGGAGUUUGUGGGGUGCAUGAGAGAUCUGUACAUUGACAGUAAACGCAUCGACCUGGCUUCCUACAUUGCAAACAAUGGGACCUCCACAGGAUGCCAUGCCAAGCACUCUUUCUGUGAUUCAAACCCUUGCAAGAACAGUGGCACCUGCUCUGUGGGCUGGUCUACAUUCACCUGUGUGUGCCCUGUGGGCUUUGGAGGCAAGGACUGUCGGCAUGCCAUGCAUCAUCCUCACCAUUUCCAAGGCAAUAGCAUCCUUUACUGGGACUUCAAAAAUGAAGUGAAAAUCUCCACUCCAUGGUACAUGGGCCUGGCAUUCCGAACACGUCAACUGGAUGGAGUGUUGCUUCGGGCUCAUGCAGGCCAGUACACCACCAUACUCUGCCAGCUGGACUCCGGCCUGCUCUCCUUCGUAGUGAACAGGGGCUCUGGACGUAUCACUAAGCUCCUCCUGGAUCAAAUGCAGCUGAAUGAUGGGAAAUGGCAUGACCUACAGCUACAGCUACAAGAUGUACGCAGUGGACGAGAGAUACGCUACAUCAUCACUCUUAAUCUGGACUUCGGACUCUACCAGGACACCAUAGCUGUGGCAAAUGAGCUGCAUGGCCUCAAAGUAAAGUAUCUCCAUGUUGGGGGAAUCUUAGAUUCCGGUACAGUGCAUCAUGGUUUGGAAGGCUGCAUCCAGGGAGUGCAUCUAGGUGAUAAACCCACAGGGAAUGUGUUAGCCAAGCCCAGCAGUACUUUGAACGUGGAGGCAGGGUGUACCGUAGCCAACCCUUGUGAUUCCAAUCCUUGUCCAGCCAACAGUCUAUGCCAGGACAAGUGGCAGACCUACUCCUGUGUGUGCAAGCCAGGCUACUAUGGUGCGAGCUGUGUUGAUGCUUGCCAUCUGAACCCUUGCAAGAACAAGUCGGUGUGUCGGCGAAAGCCAGGUUCACUCCAUGGCUAUGUCUGUGAGUGCGGAGAAAACUACUUUGGACAAUAUUGUGAGCACAGGAUGGACCAACAAUGCCCUAAGGGCUGGUGGGGAAACCCAACCUGCGGACCCUGCAACUGUGAUGCAGCCAAGGGAUUUGACCCAGACUGUAAUAAAUCCAAUGGGCAAUGUCAUUGUAAGGAAUUCCAUUAUCGUCCUAAAGGAAGUGACACCUGUCUUCCCUGUGACUGCUACCCCAUUGGCUCCUCCUCCCGUUCCUGUGAUCAGGAAAUGGGCCAGUGCCACUGCAGGCCAGGUGUGAUUGGCCGACAGUGCAACAGUUGUGACAGCCCUUUUGCAGAGGUGACUCCCAGUGGUUGCCAUGUGCUCUAUGAUGCAUGUCCCAAAUCUCUGAAAGCUGGCGUGUGGUGGCCCCAGACCAAGUUUGGCUUGCUAGCAGCAGUACCUUGUCCCAGAGGUUCCUUGGGUUUGCGGGGUACAGGUGCAGCAGUUCGGCACUGUGACGAGGAAAGAGGAUGGCUGGAACCUGAUCUCUUCAACUGCACAUCGCCCGCCUUUAAGGAGCUCUCAGCCCUGCUGGAGGGUCUGGAAAGGAAUGAAACUGAAUUGAAUACCAUAGAAGCCAAGAAACUGGCCCACCAGCUACGGGCAGUGACAGACCAGAUGGAGCGCUACUUUGGCAAUGAUGUUCAUAUCACAUCUCGCCUGCUGUCCCACUUGAUGGCAUUUGAGAGUAGGCAGCAGGGCUUUGGCCUCACUGCCACCCAAGAUGCCCACUUCAAUGAGAACCUGAUACAGGCUGGUAGCUCUGUGCUAGCACUAGAGAAUCGAGACCACUGGGACACACUGCUACAGAAUGAUCAUGGCAGUGCAGGUCUAAUGGAACAGCUGAGGGAGUACACCAGCACACUGGCCAGCAACAUGAAACUCACCUACCUCAACCCUGUCGGUGUGGUGACCCCCAAUAUUGUGCUUAGCAUUGACCGCAUGGAGAAUACCACCAAUAACAGGAGACGCUACCCUCGUUAUCACAGCAGCCUCUUUCGCGGUCAGGUCAUGUGGGACCCACACACCCACAUAGUCCUUACACCUCCCAAAAUAGAAGCUCCAACUACCACAGCAUCUCUAUCAGCUGGCAUUGAAGUCAAUGACACUGUGGAAAACUCCCUCCCAAAGCACUCCCCGCCAGAACCUGAGUCUGCAGUAACUAUCCUCAUCCUCAUAAUUUACCGCACACUUGGAGGACUUCUGCCUGCCCACUACCAGGUGGAUCGCCGCAGUCUCAGGCUCCCCAAAAACCCUGUUAUGAAUUCCCCCAUAGUGAGCGUAUCUGUGUUCAGCAAUCACACCUUUCUCCAGAGCACUUUGGAGACACCCUUGGUGCUAGAAUUCCGCCUGCUUGAGACGGUCAACCGCAGCAAGCCCCUCUGUGUUCAGUGGAAUCACUCUAGCCAGAUUGAGCCCACUGGCUUCUGGACCGCACGGGAUUGUGAUCUUGUGUAUCGAAACACUACACAUGUCCGCUGCCACUGCUCCCAGUUUGGCACUUUUGGAGUCCUGAUGGACAGCUCCCACCGAGAGCAGCUUGAGGGUGACCUGGAGACCUUGGCCAUUGUGACCUAUUCCUUGGUGUCUCUCUCUCUGGUGUGCUUGCUGCUGACCUUCUUCUUCUUGGUAUGCCUGAAAGGUCUCAAGUCCAACACUCGGGGCAUCCACUGUAAUAUCUCCAUCACCCUCUUCUUCUCAGAACUGAUCUUUCUCUUGGGCAUCAACCAAACUGAAAACCAGUUCCUCUGCACUGUGAUUGCCAUCCUGCUGCACUACUUCUUCCUUGCCACUGUUGCUUGGCUCUUCGUGCAAGGGCUCCAUCUCUACCGCAUGCAGACUGAAGUCCGCAACAUCAACUAUGGAGCCAUGAGGUUCUACUAUGCCAUUGGUUGGGGAGUCCCAGCCAUUAUCACUGGAUUAUCGGUUGGGUUGGAUCCAGAGGGCUAUGGGAACCCAGAUUUCUGCUGGAUUUCCAUACAUGAUAAACUGAUCUGGAGUUUUGCAGGGCCCAUUGCUGUUGUCAUUCUGAUGAACGGGGUGAUGUUCUUAUUUGUGGCAAAGAUGCUGUGUUCCCCGGGGCAGAAGGAAACAAAGAAAAAAUCUGUUCUCAUGACGCUGCGCAGCUCCUUCGUUCUGCUUCUAGUUAUUAGCACUACUUGGCUCUUUGGCCUCUUGGCUGUCAACAACAGUGUCCUGGCUUUCCACUACCUCUACACUAUCCUCUGCAGCCUUCAGGGCUUGGCAGUUCUGGUUUUGUUCUGUGUCCUGAAUGAAGAGGUGCAAGAAGCAUGGAAACUAGCCUGUCUUGGCAAAAAGCCUACAAGUGAGGAAGCCAACAGAAGCAGUCAGGGCCCUAAUGCCUACAACAACACAGCUCUGUUUGAGGAGAGUGGUCUCAUCCGUAUCACCCUGGGAGCUUCCACCAUCUCAUCUGUUAGCAGUGUGCGCUCAGCCCACACCCAUUCCAGCCAACGGGGCUACCUCAGAGAGAACAUGAUGGGGCAUCAAGGCUCAGCCCUGGAUCAUAACUUGCUCAAUCACACCGGUCCCACAGACCUUGAUGUAGCUAUGUUUCAUCGCGAUGCAGGACCAGAUCAAGACUCUGACUCAGACAGUGAUCUCUCUCUCGAUGAAGAACGCAGCCUCUCAAUUCCAUCAUCAGAGAGCGAGGAGAAUGUGCAUCUCCGGGGCAGGUUCCAGCGUCAAUUCAAAAGGGCAGCACACAGUGAGAGGCUUCUCACCAACCCUUCCAACACCACACCCAAAGAUGUAGACGGCAAUGACCUAAUGUCUUACUGGCCAGCGCUGGGUGAAUGUGAAGUUCACCCCUGCUCCCUCCAGAAAUGGGGCUCAGAGCGGAAACUUGGAUUUGAUGUCAACAAAGAUGCUGCCAACAAUAACCAACCAGACCUGGCCUUAACCAGUGGAGAUGAGAACUCCCUCACCCAGACCCAACGACAGAGGAAAGGCAUCCUGAAGAAUCGCCUCCAGUACCCUCCAGCUCUGCAAGGCCUGUCAUCCAUGGGCAGAAUGACCAAUGAGCUUUCCUGGUACAAAACAUCCACUCUGGGUCACAGGGCUGUUCCUGCUGCUUCUUAUGGCAGGAUUUAUUCUGGUGCAGGCAGCCUCUCUCAGCCAGCAAGCCGAUAUUCUUCACGGGAACAACUUGACAUGCUGAUGAGAAGGCAGAUGUCCAGAGAACAGCUGAGCCGGAAUAAUUCUGGCGAGUGCCUGGAACCUGUAACCUGCAGACAUGGGUCUCGGGAGCAACUGAACACCAUUCUGAACAGGCCUGGGUCUAGGGAGCAUCUGGACACUAUCCUCAGCCGACAUGGGUCAAGGGAGCACCUUACAAGUAUACCCAGUAGGCAUGGGUCUAGAGAAGACUUAGGUGAAGUAGUUACUGGACAUGAUCAAAGAAUUCACGGAAACACUCUGCCUAGGAGGCAGGGAUCUAGAGACCACCUAGAUACUUUGCCCUGUAGAUUUGGGUCACGAGAACAGCUAGACUGUGGUGGAGCAGUAAGGGAAAUCUCUAGAGAAUGGCUAAACACCAUGCCUAAUAGGCAAGCAUCAAGAGAUCGAAUGGACACUUUGCCAAGUCGAGACACUUCUCGAGAACAGCUUGAUUUGCUUUCUAGAAGGCAGCCUUUGAGAGACCAACUAGCGUCAGCUAGACAAAUAUCAAGAGAGCAGUUGGACUUCUUAUCAAGAAGAUCUAAUUCCAGAGAGCAUCUGGACACAGUGCCUGGCAGGCAAGCUUCUCCAGAAAAUCUAGAAGCUAUGUCUAGACAGCAGCCUUCUAGGGAAAAUCUCGAACUCCUCUCCAGAAGGCUUCCCUCUAGAGAAAAUCUUGACACAAUCCCCAGCCGUCACCCCUCCACAGAGCAAUUAGACAUCCUUUCUUCUAUUCUGGCUUCUUUUAACUCCUCUGUCUUGUCCUCUGUGCAAUCAUCCAGCACUCCCUCAGCCCCACAGACUACAUCCACACCUUCUGCGGCACAGACAUCCUCCACACCCUCCAUGCUGUGCCCUUCACCACCUCGAUCUGCUACAUCUCACAGUAUUUCCGAGCUGUCGCCAGACUCAGAAAGAGUAACAAGAAGUGAAGGUCAUUCCUGAGGCGCCAACUGCUGCAAGAGCAAAGGAAGAAGCAGGAAUGAUUGCCAGGCCAGACACUUCCAGCAACGGUUUGGGAUCCUUCAGGCACCUUCGAAGAAAGAACUGAGGAUGCUUUGGAGGUCCAAAUCAACCAUGACCUCCCCUAGCACUCAGUGGUAGAGAACUUGCGAGUGAGAGCCAGGUAAAGUGCACAGACCUGGCUAUGGAAGAAAGGUGUCUUGGGUACCUCUGUGCCAUACUGGUCAUCCUUCCUGCUCAGAGGGAUGCCCCAAAUGGAAGGGGCGAAGUAACCACACCAUGAGUGAGCACCAUUUGUGACGUAUCAGAUGCAGACCAACGGAACCUUCCUUUCCAAAACAUUUCGAUACCCUGUGCAAACAUGAGAGGGAGGGGUGGCUGCAAUGGGGAGGGGCAGGGAACGGUUUUUAUACAUUUUUGUAUCUUUGUAAUCAGAGAGAAGAGAAAUUUCUAUGGUUAUUUUUACGGUUCUUCUGUUCCUGUAAUGCUGAUCUCAUUUCGUCUUGACGGUGAUAUGUCUGAACUGUGGCAUGAUGCUAUGCAGGCUUCUCCCCAGCAGGGCUCCACAGAGGUCCUGGGGAGGUAGAACCGGGUGAUGGAUCCACUGGAUUCUCUUCAGCCAGCCCUCUGUGUGGUAUCCUGUUGGGUGCCUCUCAUAUGUUCCUCAUGAGGGUAAUGAUGUGGCAGACAGCUUGCUGGGAGUUGGGGGCAGGAUCUCUUUCUCUCUCUUUCUUGCUCACACACACACACAGACGCAAACACCCUCCGCUAACUCAAGCCACCAGAACCUGAAAUCUCAUUUGCUUUGAUGGGACCUCCAUUUUAUCCUAGACCAAAGCCAUGCCUCCUUUUGUCAAGACCUGGAAGGUUAGAAUGUGAUUACAAAUCAAUCCUCUGAAGGCCUUCAAUCGAUUCAGACCCCUGUUCCAACCAAUUCAAAACUGCCUUUUAUUUGCAUGUGCGCACCAACAUCAAGUUAUGGGCUGGAAAGCAAUUUUUGGUGCCAACUGUUAAUCUGGCCUUGGGUUGAGCACUUGCUGCUGCUCUAUGAAUGUUUCCUUAUGUGAGCACCCCUUAUUACCACAAUGUUAGGGCCUUGCCUAGUUGCCUAUCCUGUGGAACGAGGGUUGCCGACCUCCAGGUUAGACCUGGACAUCACAGGGGGAAAAAGUGAAGCCUGGCCAAGGCUAUAAGACACAAGGCUUUAAGAUGCAUCUUAUAGCCUUGGCCAGGCUUCACUUUUUUCCCUGUGUUGUCCCUGCAACGUGGUUGCUUAGACCUGGACAUCCCCAGGAUUAUGGCUGAUCUCCAGAUGACAGAGAUUAGUUCUCUUGGAGAAAAUGGCUGCUUUGGAGGGUGGGAUUUAUGGCAUUAUAUCCUACUGAGAUUUCACCCCUCCCCAAGACCCCGCUUCCUUAAACUUUACCCUCUGAUCAUCAGGAAUUUCCCAACCUGGAGUUGACAACCCUAAUAUGCAUGCACAUCUAUUCUUAAGUUCUGCAUCCAGGAAGUUUUGGGGGAGGCUUCUGCUACAUUAGACUAUACUCAGGUGUGAAGGUUUCCCUAAAAUGAGCCCCUAUCUUCAUAAGCUUGGAUUUAGAUGGGCAUAGGCCUUGGCUUCAGGGGAGAUCUAUUUCCCCUCCAGUUUUAUUGGUUAAAUGUCUUCUUUCUUGACCAGGAAACUAGUACUAAACUUUAUACUAGGCUGUUUUGACUAUCUUGUGUGGAAGCUGGGUAGGAACAUUUGGGUGUGCAGUAUCAGUAACACAAUAUUGUCCCAACUAGGAUUACCACUUUUUUCUUGACAAGGCAUUUGGAUUAAUUUUAUGAAGACACGCUUGGCUCAGGGCUUCAUCCUUACCUCCUAAUACUAGAACCAGAGUGGAAGACUUCCCCUUUGAAAGAAAGAACCUAUUCAGUGAGAAGACUGGUGCAGUCCUCAAUAGAACAAGGAAGAGUAGACUUACUGCAACGUCUUUGGGUAUUACCUUUCAGGGCACUGGAAGUUUUAAGCAGCGGUAUUUCCCUCAGCAUUCUCAACAUUCUUUCUGGAAGAACCUAUUUUUACAGGCAGUCUCAUAAUCUCUAAGGAUUCAGAUCUCAAUAGAAACGGAGACAUUCCUAGCAUAGGCAAAAGGGUAGGCAAGACGAUCAGUCCCCCAGGGAUCGACCUUCCGGGGAAAAGCAGGUGGCAUUACUAUAUGGCAUAGAAUACCGCUUCCUUGACAGACUGUCACUGUUCACUGACCAGUGAUCUCUAAUCACUCAGGACCAUUGGGUUCUUUCUACAAUGAAGUUUGGUUAAUUUAAAACUAUCCCUGUCUGAGUAUCUCUACCACCUCCUUCUCAUUAUUCUUCACCUCUUCUGGCAGCUGAGGUUUCGAUGCUGUGCAGAAAGGGGGCCUUUCCCAACUUAAUCCACCUUUUUCUGGAAAAUUGUUUUAUAGUCUAUAGUCCAGUUAAGUAAGGGGGCAGAUUCUCAGUUCAUUUCUUUCAUUGAACAGACUGAGUGCAUACGCCCACUGCCCUUCUCUGGGAGCAAUCAAACAAAAGUUAGCUGUGGCUGAGUCCCUUUGAAAUUCAAAAGUACUUAAAAGCAUUUAACUGUGCACUUUAGUCCCACUGGUUUCAAAGGGACCUAGCUGUGUAAUUUUUCCUUGCUUUUUCACCGAGUGCUGUUUUUGAUGCGCUGAACUGAAAAUACUCCUCUCCUGUUUGCCUCAGUCUAAAUAUUUUAAAUCUCCUUAUCUGCAUGCACACACUCACAAGCAUACAUAGAAAUCUGUUCAGUUCCAAAAUAAAGUUUCCAACUUUGGGUUAGGAAAUUCUUACAGAUUUUGGGGAGUAGAGCCAGGGGGGUUGGGGAGGGGGAGCUUCAGUGGGGAUAACACCGUGGAAAGCACCCUCCGAGCAGCCAUUUUCUCCAGAGGAACUGACUUCUGUCUCUUGGAGGUCAGGUGGAAUUCCAGGAGAUUUCCAGCCACCACCUGGAGGUUGGCAACCCUAACUCCAAACCCAGUUUGUUUCCAUGUACUUAGUUAUAACCUAUUGAAACACUGAAUAGCUCAAGUUCCUUAAAGAGUUAAAAAGCCAUUGGAGCUGCCUGAAGUUUGCCUUGUUUUGAAAAAAAUAGAAUAAAUUAGUGUCAUGACAGUAUCACUGACACUUGUGCUCAUUAAAACUCAAGUCACAAUACUCAGCAAACUACAGUUUCAAAAUUUGGCUUUCAUACUUCUUUCUCUCCUUCCAAUAUCCAAGUAUUAAUUCCUACUUCACCAAGACAGUGCUGCAGCUCAGUCAGAUCUCAAGCAAAGUUAACUCACACAACUAUUGGUGUUUUUAGCUGUAUUGGUCCGUGACCCUCGGUCACAAAGGACUGCUGUUUAAUUUUGAAAUCAUCUCCUCUCCAUACCCUCGCCCAACCAGUUGGACUAGAUCCAGAUAUUCAUAAGGCCCUUCACAAGCCAGUAGUACUUCAAAACUUUCAUCAGUAAUUGCUUGAG